AUGGAGAGUAUUGAUGAUAUUUUCAAGAAACCAUCACAUCCCUCCAAUAGCAAGCGAAAGCUUGAACCGGCGCGAGAUCCAACUGAAAUAUACAAAGCCGCGAAACUAGGCGCUAACGGAGAUGCAAAGGGAGGCAAAGUAGCUACUGUUGAAGACGAGCAUGAGGACGAUGUUGCUGGCCCGGAAAUCCCACCGGACUUCGAGGAAGAUGUCCCAGACGAUGAGGAGGGUAGAUUCUUUGGGGGUGGUGUGACCAAGGACACAACAAAUGCUUUGGACUACAUUGACAAGCAUGAGAAUGAAGGCUCCGCGCCUCAUGUUAUCGACUCAGCUUGGUUACGCAGGACCGCUCUGAACUUUGAGAGAAAGAUAUCAAAGAAUGCUGAGCUUCGGGUUAAAUUUGAAAAUGAACCGCAAAAGUUCAUGGCAUCCGAAGCUGAUUUAGACGUCGAUAUAAAGUCCCUAUCAAUCUUAUCAGAACACCCAAAUCUCUAUAAAGAAUUUGCAGAACUUGGCUGCGCUGGGUCUCUGGUUUCCUUGUUAACUCACGAAAAUACCGAUAUAUCGAUUGAUGCGAUAGAAAUCCUUGGUGAAUUGAUUGAUGAGGAUGUCGAAGCGGGAGAAGAUCAGUGGGAUACUCUCACAAACUCCAUGCUGGAUGCAGAUAUUCUUGAGCUUUUAUCCCAAAACCUUACUAGGUUAAAUGAGGAUAACGAGGUAGAUAGAUCUGGAAUAUACCACAUAUUAGAUAUCCUGGAAAGUCUGGCCUCGAGACCAUCAAUCGCAGAACGCAUUGGACAAGAGUCCAGCAUCAUGCCUUGGCUCCUUGAGCGUAUAUCAAAGAAAGAAAGCAGAAUAUCUCAAAAUAAGCAAUACUCAGCUGAGAUGCUUGCAAUAUUACUACAGUCUUCAUCAAAGAACCGACUGCGUUUUAUUGGGUUAGAUGGAGUGGACACACUACUCCAGCUAUUGAGUGUAUACCGAAAGCUCGAUCCUCAAAAAGACUCCGAUGAAGAAGAAUAUUUUGAGAACUUGUUUGAUUGUUUAACUUGCAUUGUGGAUGAGGAUGAAGGGAAAAACAAGUUUAUCGAAGCAGAAGGCAUUGAGCUUGCACAGAUUAUGCUUCGUGAGGGUACACUGAGUAGGCCGAGGGCUUUGCGUGUUCUAAACCAUGCCCUUGGUGGACAAGGCGGGUCACAGGCGUGUGAAAAGUUCGUUGAGGCCGGGUUAUUGAGAACAGUCUUCGGCAUGUUCAUGAAAAAGCAAGAUAAAUCGAUUACAGAACAUCUUUUGGGGAUAUUUUCAUCGUUGCUGAGGCUACUCCCUGGUGAUACGGCUGGGCGGAUACGAACUUUAGCAAAAUUUGUGGAGAAGGACUAUGAGAAGGUUGAAAGAUUGAUUAAACUACGACGAGAUUAUAAAUCCAAGCUCUCAAUUGUAGAGCAAGAUAUCACCCAAGAGAAGAAAGAUCUGAGUCAGGAUGAACAAGAUGCUCUGGCAGGAGAAUGGCUAUCGCGACAGCUUGACGCUGGACUCUUUUCACUACAGACUAUAGACGUAAUCCUUGCUUGGCUUGUGGCCGAGGAUGAUGGCGCGAAAGUGAAGGUAGAGUCGCUUAUGGCAGAUCAAGAUGAAGAUCUAAGCAGCAUUCGUGCCACGCUCCAAGAACAACUGAGUGGGCUUGAUGAUUCUGAGCAGGAUUACCAGGAUACUAAAGACAUUCUCAACACUUUAAUGAGCUUUCUAUAG
Microsporum canis CBS 113480 is the source of this 1749-nucleotide messenger RNA. RefSeq lists its product as hypothetical. The coding region runs from base 1 to 1749 and encodes 582 amino acids. Gene Ontology annotation, cellular component: spliceosomal complex. The transcript has 10 exons. Lineage: Eukaryota; Fungi; Ascomycota; Eurotiomycetes; Onygenales; Arthrodermataceae. The record is from RefSeq and is a predicted model, not a curated record.